This is a messenger RNA of Ramularia collo-cygni, 243 nucleotides long. RefSeq lists its product as uncharacterized. The coding region runs from base 1 to 243 and encodes 80 amino acids. The record is from RefSeq and is a predicted model, not a curated record. Gene Ontology annotation, biological process: protein N-linked glycosylation. Lineage: Eukaryota; Fungi; Ascomycota; Dothideomycetes; Mycosphaerellales; Mycosphaerellaceae. The transcript has 3 exons.
AUGUCGACCCAAUCACUCCACGCACUCUGGGACGCCUCGUCUAGCAACCCCUACAUCACUGCCGUCUCCAAGGACACCCAAUUCUCAGUUGGCUUCUUCCUGCUGCUCGGUGCCAUCAUUCUCUCUGGUUUAUUUGGACUCAACAAUAACCUCAAGAACCUUCCCGUCCUCGCACUACCUGCCUCAUUGGCAUUCGGUUUCGGUGCCGUCUACAUGAUCUGCGCAGUCGGCGUUUAUGUAUAG